Messenger RNA from Paramecium primaurelia, 1257 nucleotides. The record is from the annotation of a GenBank genome assembly. NCBI's taxonomy places the organism in Eukaryota, Ciliophora, Oligohymenophorea, Peniculida, Parameciidae.
AUGAGUAAAUAAUAUAAAGACAUUAGAGCAAAUUUUGUAUUUGAUGUUGCUCCUAAAAGCACUCACUAAUCAAAUGAUGAAAUGCCAUAGACAAUUAAGAAAUCAGAACCAAUAAAAAUUGAUAAUCAGUAAUAAGAUGUGCAAGGAAUCAGUUAAUAAAGAUAAUAAAAUUUUGAUGAGGAGAAGUUGAAAUCAUAUUAAAAAAUGUAUGAAAUGUGUCAACAAUUAUAUAAUGAUAAAUCUUAACUUAUGGAUGUAUAAUUGUAUUUAAUUAGAGACAGUUGAUUAAUAAUAGAAAUAAAUAUUAGAACUGGAAAGACAAAUUAAUGAUUAUGAGAAUUUAUAAGCAAAUUAUGAAAAGGAAUAGUUGUAAUUAAAAGAGGAUUAAUUAUAAAAUAUUUAGGAAAUUGAAACUUUAACAAGUCAGUUAUAAGUGGUGAUGGAUUAAAAAUAGGAUAUAAAUUAGAACAAUUUAGAUGAAGUAUAUGAUAAAUUGAUGAAUUUUCUAUAUAAAGAGAACCUAGAAGAGUUGAUAAAUGAUUUGGAUAAAAGUAAUAAAAAGAUGAUUGUAUAGUUUUUAGUAGAAUAUGUAAAUUGUUGUUUUGAUGGUUUAGUUAAUAAACUAAUAUGUAUUAAAAAAAAAUCAGGAAGAAAAAUUCUAGAUUCAUAUUUAGGAUAAUAUUUAAAUAAUUUAUGAUUUAUAAAGUAAAAUUUAGGACUUAACUUGUAAUCCAUACAAAAUCACCACACCAAAGAGUGUAUUAAGUGACACUUUAAAAUAAAGUAAAUUAAGUAAUAGUGCAAGUCAUUUUCAUAAGACUAAUAGUAUUAAUAAUUCUGAUAAGGAAGAAUUACAAUCAAAGAUUGGUAUUUAUUAAUGCUUAAUUAGAUUCAUUAAAACGUUAAGGGAAAUAAAUAAAUAAAAAAUGGUAAGAGUUUUGUGAAAAUAUAUUAAGAGAAAGGAAUGAUGUUAUUAAAUAUCAUAAAAAAUAAAUUGAAUCAAUUAGUGAUUAGAAUUUAGAGUUAAAGAAAACUAUCUCUGAAAUUAUAUAAUAUUUGGGAUAGAGCUAAUAAGAAUUAUGGAUACAAAUGUUAGAUAUUAAAUAAAAAAUACAUUUGAAAGUCAUUGAUUUGAGUAAGAGUGACAAUAUCAAUUAAUUAUUGGUAGAAGCAGAACUUAAACAAUUAUUCUCUAUAUAAGCACAAUUAAGAAACCAAUUAAAUCGCAAUCGACCAUUAAGAAAAGAUUUAUAAUGA